Prinia subflava (tawny-flanked prinia) is the source of this 15950-nucleotide messenger RNA. RefSeq names its product family with sequence similarity 13 member A (gene FAM13A). The record is from RefSeq and is a predicted model, not a curated record. Bases 330 to 3596 code for a protein of 1088 amino acids. Gene Ontology annotation, biological process: signal transduction. The transcript has 23 exons. NCBI's taxonomy places the organism in Eukaryota, Metazoa, Chordata, Aves, Passeriformes, Cisticolidae.
CAUAACGGGGGACAACGCUUGGCCUGCUUCACACUUUCCAGACUCAGGCCAAGCAUCUUGCUCUGCGGGGCCGUGGCAGGGCCGCGGCACACAGGGGUUUGUUCGGCCCGGCUGCCCGGUCUCCAGGCCACGCCGCCCGGCUCCGUUCGCCUUCGGGCGGGCGCGGUUACGGUUCCCCCGCACUCUGCUAACGUUACUGGGCUCAGCGGCUUCGCGGCGAGACUUCCAGCGGCUCUGCCCGAGCCCGGGCUCGCACACGAGCGGAGCGGCUCCGCUCCCCGCCCGGUACUCAGCAGCAGGUCCCGGCUGCUUGGCCCGGGGCCUCGGUGAUGCCCGGGGGCCGCCCGGCGCAGCCGUGGGGCCCGCGCUCCGCCCGCCACGACCCGGGGCAGCUCCGGGAGACAGACCCACCCCCGCCGAGCCCUCCCGGCCGCUCCGGCUGGAGGCAGGAGCCCGGCUCCGCUCCCCCCGCGGGCCGCGGGGCGGGCCGGGGCGGCGGGCGGCACCUCGGGGCCGGGGCUCCCGCCGGCAGGGGCCCGCCGGGAGCAGCGAGGGCGGUCGGCCGGGGCGGAGCGGCAGCCGGCAUGGGGGCCGGGGCGCUGGCCGUACGCCAAAGCAAGUCGGCUGUGAGAUUGAAGGAGGACAUGAAAAAGAUAGCUGUGCUUCCACCAAACAAGCAGAGGGACACGACCUGUCCAAAGGUGUUUGGUGUGAGUCUUCUGGAGCUGCAGCAGCAGGGACUGAGCAAAAAUGGAAUCCCGAUAGUUGUGUGGAAUAUAGUGGAGUACCUCACUGAGCAUGGUAUGACACAGGAAGGUCUCUUCAGGGUGAAUGGCAGCAUGAAACUGGUGGAGCAGCUGCGUCUGCAGUAUGAGCGUGGGGAGAAGGUGGAACUCGUUAAAGAUGGUGAUGUGUACUCAGCAGCCAGUCUGCUGAAACUGUUUUUGAGAGAGUUGCCAGAUGGAAUUAUCACGUCUGCCUUACAUCCCAGGCUCAUUCAGCUUUACCAGGACUCUAGAAAUGACUUGCAGAAGGAAAGUUAUUUGAAAGAACUCCUUAAAGAGCUGCCUGAUGCCCAUUACUGCCUGCUGAAGUACCUGUGCCAAUUCCUGAUAAAGGUUGCUGAACAUCACGUAGAGAACAGGAUGAAUCUUUGCAAUCUUGCCACUGUAUUUGGACCAAACUGCUUUCAUGUGCCCUCUGGAUUUGAAGGGAUAAAGGAACAGGAAAUCUGCAACAAGAUAAUGACAAAAAUGCUGGAAAAUUACAAUACCUUGUUUGAAUUAGAAGACUUGAAGAAGGAUGAAGAAAAUCCUGUAUGUGAAGAGCUAGCAAGAAUAAUUUUGGUAAAAAUGACCAAACCCCCAACAGAACGAUCGAGCCAAAUGGACCUAUUGCCACAACCAGGCCAGUCAGAUGGAAUACCCCAAGUCAGCCUCCAAUUAACAGACAGUGCUUCAUGUGGGAAGGAGAUGAACUUAACAGAUGAAAUGUCCUUCGUUAACAAUGAUGUGUUUUUCUCCAGCUCCCAAGAAGAUGAGCGGCCUAUGUCACCCUUCUAUGUGAGUGGCCAUGUAUCACAAGUCAGUAGUAACAUUUCUACUACAGGAGAGUAUUUAGAGAAGACAAUCCGCUCAGCCGUGGAACAGCAUCUCUUUGAUGUUCAUGGCUCAAGUGGCCAGAGUUCAGAGGACUCUGAAUCCGGGACAUCUUCAGCCUCUUCUAAUGUGUCUGCCAGGCAGAGGAGGCGACACCACAAAGAGCAGGAAGAAGCCCGGAGAAACAGAGACAUGGAAGUUGUCAACAAGGAAAACAUUCCCUCUGGAUUCAGCAGUCUUGAAGAUUGUAUUCUAGCUGCUCAAGAUGUAGAAAAAUUACAAGACACGAGCUCCGGAUACCUUAGUGAAAGGAAUAAAUCGAAACGGCAGAAAUCCAGCACCAAGCUCUCAGAGCUUAAUGACAACCAGGACAGUCCUGUGAAUACGGAAAGCUUUAGCUCGUCCAAGCCUAUAGACAGAACAGAACCUGAUGACAUGGAAAUUUUAUCUGAAGAAAGCAAAGAAAGUGAAAACGAUGAGGUUUUUUUCAGACAUUCUCAGCUGACUUCAAGUAUGAAGAUUCAAGAACAUCCAAGCGUGCCUGAAAACAAGUUGCAAAGAAAUCAAGAUGCUGAUGAUCAGGAGAACAGCUUUGUAUCUGAAGUGCCUCGGCUGGAUUUAACAUCAUUGUGUGAUGACAACAACUGGGAAGAGCCCAUCCCUGCUCUCUCCUCAUGGCAGCGAGACGGCUUAGACUCAGAUGAGGCUCGCCUUUCCCCGCAGGCCGGGCGCUUGAUUCGCCAGCUUCUGGAUGAGGACAGCGAUCCCAUGCUGUCCCCUCGCUUCUAUGCCUAUGGACAGAGCCAACAGUACCUGGAUGAUACAGAAGUGCCUCCUUCUCCUCCCAAUUCUCAUUCCUUCAUGAGGAGACGGAGUUCAUCUUUAGGAUCUUAUGAAGAUGACAGAGAAGACCUUACCCCUGCACAACUCACCCGCAGGAUUCAGGGGCUGAAGAAAAAGAUCAGGAGAUUUGAGGACAAAUUUGAAGAGGAGAGGAAAUACAGACCUUCUCACAGUGACAAAGCAGCCAACCCUGAAGUGCUCAAAUGGACAAAUGAUUUGGCCAAAUUCAGAAAGCAGCUUAAAGAGUCAAAACUGAAGAUAUCGGAGGAAGACCUUGGCCCUGUUGUGCGUCAGCGCAGCAACACACUCCCUAAGAGCUUUGGCUCUCAACUGGAGAAGGAGGAUGACAAGAAGCAAGACCUGUCAGAUAAAUCUGCCAAGCCUGCCGUGGAAGUGACCCUUGACUCCAUCCAGAAGAAGCUUCAAGAAAAACGAGCAGAGACAAAUCGACCUGAAGACAUUAAGGACAUGACACGAGAUCAGAUAGCAGCUGAAAAAGUGGCUCUUCAAAAAGCUUUGCUGUAUUAUGAAGGCAUUCAUGGCAGACCGGUUACCAAAAAUGAACGGCAGGUGAUGAAGCCAUUGUAUGACAGGUAUCGCUUGGUCAAGCAGAUCCUCUCCAGAGCCAACACUAUUCCUAUUAUUGGUUCCCCCUCCAGCAAGCGGAGAAGCCCUUUGCUGCAGCCAAUUAUCGAGGGCGAAACAGCUUCCUUCUUCAAGGAGAUAAAGGAAGAAGAGGAGGGGUCUGAGGAGGACAGCAGUGUGAAGCCGGAUCUCACAAUUACCAUAAAAACAGAUUCCAGUGUGCGCAGCUUCUUGGAUCAACUAGAAGACGAUGCUGAUGGCUUUGUUUCCCCGGUGGAUGAUAAGAUGCCAUCUAGGAGCAGUCAGGAUAUGGGGCUUUCAAAUCUCCAUGAAGCAUCCAUCCCUGAACUGUUAGAGCAGCUCCAAGAAGUCAGGGAAGAGAAAAAGCGAAUCAGAAAAAAAUUGAGAGACUUUGAAGAUAACUUUUUCCGACAAAAUGGAAGGAAUGUGCAGAAAGAAGACCGCACUCCCAUGGCUGAAGAGUACAAUGAAUACAAGCAGGUUAAGGCCAAGCUGAGGCUGCUGGAAGUCCUGAUCAGUAAGAGGGAUAUUAGCUCCAAGAUCAUGUAAAGGAGGAGAUUGUUUUUGCCAAUAAACAAAGAGAAGAGAGCAUCAAACGGACAAAUGCAUGAAGUGGAUGCAGCGGGAGCCUGACUGGGAGAGCUGAGGAGCUCCCUGGGAACUGAGAGAUCAUUCCCAGAGGUGGGAGAGGGAGGAAAGGUGGAUUUCUGUCACUCUCUGUAUUUGCUGUUGCCCACUGUUUCUCCAGGCCUGAUGCCCAAAAUGGAGUUUGCCAGUGUAGGAGACAACGCUGCGCUGAGUGACUGCACUGAAGGGAUCCUUCUGUAUUGAUUUAUUUACAAAUCCUGUAAUGUUUAGAAUAUCAAGGCCAGCCAUGCUGUUCUUUUUUUUUUUCCCAGGAUAUUAUAGCAAGAGGCAAAAUAGGAUUAAUAGUGAUGAAAUCAUCAAGUAGCUUCUACUUGAGUUGAACAGACAAAUGCCCUGACCAAUCUGACAUUAAGGCACAGGUCAGGCAGCACCAAGACUGUUCCCUUGUAGCUACAGUAAAGAUUUUCUCAGACUUUUGACCUGUUUGGAUUCCAACAUCUUCUGUUGCUCUAGAGAAAUGCUGUAAUAGUCUCCUGGUCAUCAGCCAGAGCUUGUGUAAGUUGCAGUUUUGCCCAGGCUUGACUUGGUUUUUCUUCCCACAUUUUUGAUGGCCAAUUCAACUGAAGUAGAAGGAAACAUGUUUGGGAUAGUAAAGAAAAUGAGCCAUGCAGCCAGGUUCUUCCCAGCUUGUUCUGCUUGGAGGGUGAUACUGAGACCUUCUGACCACAUUUGGGCAACAGGGAAGAGAAAAGGUUUUAAACGCUUUAAGUCAGAAUCCCUUGGGAUUUUGGUGGUUGAUUAAGUAUCUGGUGUCAAAUAUGUGGUAGAUAUCUAGAGGACCCACCCCAUUCGUACGUGUGCUUCAUUGUGAUACUGACACCUGAGCCUGAGCUGGACAUCCACACGGGUGUCCCACAAACUCAGUCACCUAAAUUUUCUUCUUUUGUGUGCAUCACCCCUGUGUGGGCUGCAGCAGCAACACUGGUGGUGGCAGCAGAGGAUGGGCUUUUCUUCCCAGUGCAGGAGGUGUGGCAGUACAGAGGAUACUGCAGGGAACUGAGAGCAGUGAAGCUGUGCUCUGCCUGUGGAAAGGGCAAGCUUUGACAAUUCACCGUUUCCAAAUUUGUUUAUGACUUUCAGAAAAUAAAGUCCUGGGACACCUGAUUCAGGUGCUCAUGUCAAACAGGUGCUGCCUGAAGGAGAGAAAGGCAGAGUUCAGGGACACUGAGUCACUGGGGGCUCACAGUUCUGCCAUCUUGGGACAACUGGGCUCACUCUCCCACUCCAGAGGCUUAUGUGCACCCCUCGGUCUGCCCUGAGCCAGGCUCCGCCUCCACAAAGGGGAUAUUUCCGUAAUGCUCUCUUCAGCUCCCCAGGGGAUCAUUGCCAAUGUACAGAAGCUAAAUAGCUGAGAUGAAAUGCAGUGUUGGUUGUAGCCAGGCCUCAUGCAUGUCACACCAGAGGAGCCAAGAGGACUCCCAGAAUAACUUCUCCCUCUUCCUUCUUAAUUAGGGGCAAGUGCACUCACAAAUAGUUGUAUUUGGGUUGUGGUACUUAGAUUUAUCCCCUUUCACUUGCCAUGUAUGCUGCAUGUGUUCUUGCCAAAAUUGCUGCUGUUUUGGUCUCUUCAGGAUCUCUUGAAUUCUUCCAAAGGCGGCCAUGGGUUGCAUGUGCCCUUUGCUAGCCAGGGUGGGUGUCCUGGUUUAGGGCAAAUUCCCCCAACUGGUUCGGGAAAAGAUUUCCUUGGAGAAACUUAGAAAAAUACUGUUUAUUUAACAAGCAAUGCACCUACAAACAUAAAAAAUGAACAAUACCAAAAAAUAAAACCUCUUGUUGUUCUGAAGAUUCGGCGAAUUCAGAAAGUCCUUUUCGUGGGGUGUAGCUCAGCUUGCUGUCUUAAAGGUGUAGAACUUAUAUCCAGCAUAAACAGAACAGACGAUUGGGGAUACAAUGUCACUCUAGGACAGAGGCGGAGAUGUGUGUUAGUGAAAGCUUGGUUUGGUUUUUUAUUGAUUGCAGAAUUGCCUGUUCCAUAUAAAACUAAAAAAGACCAAAUUUUGUAUUUCCAAACAGUCCAGAGGACUUGUGUGCUGACCUAGGUCUUGGCUUUUCAGAGGUGCUGAGAUGGGAUCUCCUCUGAUUCUUGCGGUGUGUUAACUGAACUGACAAAUUGGCUCAAGAAGUGCUUUGAAGGGAAGCCUAAAGAAGGGUAAACCCCCUGUUCCAACAGAGGGCAGCCCAGGAAGCCAGAGUUGUGCCUUUGCCUGCUCCUGCAGGCUCUUCCUCUCAUCGUCAGCUCUCCCUAGUUAUUUUAGGGAAAGCAGCUGAGCCAAGCUGGCUGCAGUGUCACUCUGCUGGUAGAAGUGUGGGAUGAGAAGAAAUGCUGCGUUACCAAAAGGUCCUUAGCACUGGCUCAUCUUUAUAUUGUUCAGAUCCAGUUCUGCAAAGCAAAAGCCUGGAUCGUGAGCGUGUGCCUUAAGCUGGCCUGCCUUUGGUUGCUGAAUUAAAAUGGAGUCAAGCCUCUGUGCUUUGCUGAAUCUGGGCCUGGACAUGUUUAAAUGGAUUAGAGAAGCAAUUUCUGCUCUUUUUCAUAAUCAUGCAUUUUUUCAGUGGGCUGAGGCUUGCCACGAGUAUGUUUUCUCUGCUUAUUUUUAAAAGUCUGUUUGCACUAUGUACUGAUAAAUUAUCUGUUUUGCUGGUGUUGGGGGUUAGUUUCUUUCCUUUUGUUCCAUUUUGUAGAUUUUUUUUUCCACAUAAUCUUCUAGGAAACACUAACCACUGGGUACCUCAGAAAAACUGGGUACUUAAGAAAAGCAAAACAAGUGGCCAAGCUCAGAGGAGGAGGGCAUCUGGUUGCACUUUUUAUCUGGGAGUUUCUGUCCGAGGGGCAGAUACCACAACAACUGGGCAGAUAAAAGACAGGGUUGGGGCAGCUGCUAGCUCUCUCUCGGCUUCGGAGGAGGAUGGUCGGAGCUGCCGCUUGCGGAAGGGAAUUAGCUCCCGCUGCCGCUUCUGCCACCACCACGGCUUUCCCAGCUGCCUCCCCCGGCUCUGCUCCGGUGCUGCUCCAGUCUCGCCUCGCCGCCACCAUCAUGGAUAAAAAGCGCUUGUGGCUCGUGGCUCCCAGCUCCCAGCCCGGCAGAGCCGCGGGGCUUUGGAAAUCCCGCGCAGAGCCCGGGAGGGAAUGAGGGAACGGCAUUGGAGCCCUCAGCUCUGGGGAGGAGCUGUGAGCAGGAAAUGUGCUCCGGUUCCUGCCCUCUGCAGAGCUGGCGCGUUCCCUGUGGGGCUGCGAACCGAGCGGUGCCUCGGGGGCUCCUGGAGGAUAAAACCUCCCCGAGCGGAGCCGCCGCGGCCCCGGGGAGCGGGAGCGGCCCCCCCGCGCCGGCGGGGCAGAGCCGCGUCCUGCUGGAACCGCGGGGCGAGGGGCGCGCACGGUUCCGCUUCCGGGCGCCUGCACACGGCCGGGCUGGGGAGCGCCUUCCAAGUGGCUGUAGCACUUUUUAAUAGUCUUUUCAACAUAAAAACAGAAUUAAAAGGUAGCUUUUCCAUCGUUCGUGGGUAGAGGGAACAGAAACGGACCUGCAGACACAGGCGGCACUGACCGAGAGGUCUCUGGAGCCCGCGGGGGGGCGAAUGCCGCAGCAGCUGCGGUCCCUUCAGCAGAUUGUAGUUUUUAAAAGAAUUUCUAAUAAAAUGCCACGUGGGUAACUAUUUUGUGGCUAUGGCCCUAUGGCCUAUUUUGUCCCUAUGGCCGCUACCCACAAAAGCUGCUCCAACUCGUCCCAGCUUUCGAUAGAAAAGGCAUUUUGUACUUCUGCUUUCACGUUGUUUCCUACGCCGUAGAAAUUAAGUUCGCCGUUUCCUUCUAUCCUGUUUUAUUCCAUUUGCGCGGUAUAAGUGCCCACACACGUGUUAUCGCCUCCUCGUCGGACGAAGUGCAUGAUCUGAUUUCCCGCAUUUUACGCCUUUUUUAACCUCUUGGUCUGCACAUUACCCUGCGGCCGCGCUUCCUCACGCGUGCGUCAUUCCGCGCGUGUGGCGCUCCGUGCCGCGGAUCUCCCACAGCGCAUUUUCCAUGGCUCUCUCUGGCCGCUGUCUCCCCGGCUCAAGGCUGUAGCUCCCCCGCGAUUCUCGAUCGCUUCCCUGCGGCCGCUCCCUCGUAUUUCCGCAGUUCUUCAGCCCGUGCCCCGCAUCUCCUUGGACGCGAUGUUUCCUGGCUCUCGGCCAUUCCCACGGCUCCAGGCCAUGCUUCCCCACGGUUCGAGAUCGUGUCUCCCACAUCUCCCGUUCCUGACCGUACACUCCACGGGUUUUGAGACCGCUGUCUCCCACCGUCUCAGUGGCCGCAAUGCAUUUUCCUGUCCGUGCUCCCACCCCCCCGGGCAGCGCCUUCCCGGGAGCUGUGCUUGUUUCUCUGUUUCCGUGUUUGUGUCUGUGCGUUCCGCGGCGCCGUGCGCUCCCGCCCGGUCCCGCUCCCCUGCCCGCCUCUUGUCUCUGUGCACUUUGGGCCGUCCCGCGGCCGCCUGCGGCCACAGCCGCGGCCUUUCGCUGCUUUGUGCUUUUGCCUCUCGAACUUCGUUUCCCCGCGGGCUGCUCAUUCGCGGCUCUGUGUAUUCCGGCUCUCGAGUCCCGGCUCGGCUUGGCCCGCGUCCUUUUUUGAGGCAGGCUCGGCCGGAGCAUCCCGCGAUCGCAUCGGGUCAUCAGAUACUGUAGUAAGUUAGUCGAGACUCCAUUAUCUUCAUGCAGGAAAAGACAAUUCUUUAUUCAUGUUAUAAAUGCCAGGACAAUUUAUUUCCAAAUUCAAUAAUUUGGUUUAUAAAAAAUUCAAAUCACAAAAUUUGGAAUCAAAUCACAGAAUUUUUAAGCAAUAGAAAAACUUCUCUUUACAAACAGCGACACUUACUUGACAGAGUUUCUUCUGGGAAAAAGAGAGCCAAGGGUGACCCAUAGACAUAGACCCUGGCUGUCUGUGUCUCUAGCUGGGUACACGAAUUUGCCAUGUUCGAGGCUUGGUUUUUAUACUCUUUAUUCUGCCUCUGGCAAUAUUUCCCCUAUUUCCCUUUGUUUCUUGGUUAGCUAUUCAAACCCAAAUUCGUCUCCGGUCGGAUUGAAAAGAACUCCCCUCCCAAGUCCAUGUGUUAAUGUUCAGUUUCUAUGGAUCCUUACAGUUGAUGAAUGUUCGAGAUAUGGCUGAUAUUGCUUGAUGGUCUGUGAAAGUGGCUCCCGAGGUGUGAGUUGCUGAUACCGGCUCAUCUCAACAGGUCCCCUCCCAAUACUUGAGAAGGCUGCAAAGUCUUUUGUUCCCUUCUGAAUGGAGACGCCUGAUUUUCAGGGUGGUCAGUUUCACCAUCUGCUGCAGAAACCUCCUGAAACGUAGACUUUUACCUGAUAUAAAUUUAUACAGCUUUAUAAUUUUCCAAUUUACCAUAAGAACAUGAAUUAAUCAUCUCACGUUUUUCACAAUUCACAUCACUUAUUUUAUACAGUUGUCACACACCUCACCUAUUGGCUGGUAGUUUUCUUACUACAUUUUUUAGGACGUGAUUUGUGUGUACGUGCUCAGAUUCAGGUUGUUUACUUUUUCCUUUAUGUGUUUUCAUGGAACCGAUAUUAUUGUUCAUACAGAUGCACUUAUUUUUCAACUCAAGAAUAGACUGUCAUGUUAACGAACCUUUCAUACCAAGAUCGUUUUUGCAAGGGAACUUGCAAAUUGCUACCGUCACAACAUACGAUCACAAGAAAGUCAGGAGGUUGGGUGUUAUAAAUGCCAAUCCAGUAGUCCAAUUAAAAUAUAAUUUUGGCUUAUUAAAGAGAAUCAAAUUACAGAAUUUCGGCAACUUUCUGCCGCCUCCAUCCCCCCACCACCACCAGUGGAGUUACGCUGAUGAUAGAUUUUAUACACUUUAUUCCGUCUCUGGCACAAAAUUUCCCCAUAGUCCUUUUGUUUCCAGGGCUGGUUAUUCGAAUUCCUAGUCGUCUCCGGCUUAGCUGAAAAGAGUUUCCCCUUCUGUUGCAAGGUGUCAAUUUCUGGUUUCCUGUGAUGAAUGGACACCAAAGUUUAUGAAUGGAAAGAGUUCUUCUCCAGAGAUUUGGACGAUGAUGGCGCUCUGAUGAUUCUGCCGGUGGUCUGAUGGCUCUGCCACCCAUGGGGGAAGGAUUGAUUGCUUAUCUUAGUGUGUCCUUCUUUCUGAUGCCAAAGAGAAGACCAGGGUUUUCCUGUAAAUCCUUUGACUCCUUUCUAAAUGGAAAUUCCAGGGUGGUGCCUGCCUCCAUCUCAGUGAAUUCCAAGCCAGACUGAAACUAAAAUUAUAUUCUCAUAUAACAUAUAUUUUUAUAAUUUCUAACAUACCAUAACCCAUAAGAACACGAAUUAACAUCCCAUAUUUUUUAUAUUGGGGUAAAAAUAGUACACAAUUGUAGAAAAUUGAAGACAGUGUACAAAGGGUUCCAAACACAAAGUUUUCCCUCUGAUGAGUUUGCAUUUUUCUAUCUGCUCUUGGAGAGAGCCAUCCCAAACCUCCCAGCCACAGCUGUGUAACAGCACAGUCUCCCAACAACUCUAAACAAAUGUUCUUCCUUCAAAAGGGCUUUCAGGGAUUGCUGAGGUUUGACUUGUUACUUUAAACUGCCACUCUGCUUAAUGAACUCAAGACACCUAAAAGAAUAAGCUCUACUUUCCUCAUUUAAAAAUUGAGGAGAAGUUCUCUUAAAAUAUGCUUUUGAAUUUGACAAAAUGCUCCAGCUGCUCAGGUUUUAGGAAUACCUCCAGGCUGCACAGCAGCUUGUUAGCAGAAACCAAACUAAAGGACCUAAAGAAGGGGAGCCAGCCCAGACCCUUCCCUGUGCUGCUGGGCUGCUCCCAAAACUCCACCCAUCUCCUUCUAGGAUCACUUGGUGCAUUCCAACAGCAACAACCCAGAUCUGCUGACAAGGAACCAACAUCAGAUGGGCCAAACACUAAAGGGGGAGAGGGAACACAUGCUGGGGCCAAGAACAGAGGGACUGCCACAUGUCAAAAUCCAUACAAGCUGAAUAAAGCUUGUGUUUGCAGGGGGGCGUCAGGAAUCAACAUGGAAAUGCCAACAGAGCCUCACAAGGCUGCUCCUGUCUCCUAUGUGACACCAGCUACAAUGUUCUCGUGUGCCACAGAGGCUGAUGGCCAUGCUGGGGAAAAAGGGAAACAGCUUUUCCUUUUGGGAGAAAGCUCUUUCCUAUCACCAUCCAUGUCCUGUCUGUCUUGGUUUGAAAGACAGGUGUCUGCUAAGGAAGGCAGGAGCAGAGCAGCUGGGCCAGCAGGUGAGACUGUGCCUCCCGAUCUCCCUGGCUGGGAAUCCCAGCUAGCAGCAGGCACAGCAGUCAGCUGGGGACACUCCUCAGUGCCCGGGGUACCGAGAGGUGUCUACAGGCAGUCCCCCGUGCAUGGGAAAGCUGUCGGCAGGAGAAAGCAAAGGCUGAAAGAAGACUCUGCAUGGUGGUAUCAGUCCAGGUCUUUAUUGGUGACUCCAGAGAGCUCCUAGACCUGGGGAGUACAGACCAUGCGGAAGCUGUGCAGAGAGGAUCUGAUGCCAGGCUUGGAGCCCACGGCCUCCACGGCAGGAGGGUACAAGGUGGGGAACCACUCAUCAGCCAGUGGGGGAAGGCUGGGGAGGGAACAGGGUGCAUAACAGACAACAAGGAUAACCAUUGAGGGUACAUUGGGGAAGGGACCCCUGCUUUCCAGCCUAUCACUCAAUGCCCUUCUGAGAGCCUUCUAGAAUAAGGGAAGGGUACAUCAAGUGAUGGGCAAGGAAUCAGGGAGGGGGUAUGGGGAUUGGCAUAGGGAUGGUACAAACUCUUAAAGAUUACAUCAUAGAAAGGAAAAAAACCUUAACAAGCGAGAACAAAGGCAAACAAACCACAACAAGUAGGAAUGAGCAAAAAUCCCAGGGUGGUAGACGAGAUGUAUCGGAAGCUCUGGAGCUGUGUCUGGAACCGCAGGACAUCCCGGCGGGCAGGGUCUGCAGGGCUACCAUGUAGCGAAAGCCCAGAGCAGCGCUCAAGAGGCAGAGAGGGUAGGGCAGCGGCGAUCUGGCUGCAGCAGGACAGAGAGGGGCAGGCUCAGUAUUCUGGGCACCCGAGCAGACAGUGAUAGGUCCCUUUUUUAGUGAGGCAGGUGUUAAUAAUCUCUCAGUUCAGUGGCUGCUCUCACAAGCAGAGGCUCACUCCAUGGCGACCUUCCUCCUCCAAAGCUAAAAGAGAGAGAGCUAGCAGCUGCCCCAGCUCCGUCCUUUACCUGACCAGUUCUCGUGGUAUCUCUGCCCCUCGGAGAGAAACUCUCAGAUAAGAGAAAUGCAACCAGAUGCCCUCCUCCCCUGAGCGUAGCCACUUGUUUUGCUUUUCUUAAGUACCUUGUUUUUCUGAACAAGUUGUGUUAGUGUUUCCUCCCAGGUUAUGGGAAAAAAGUUGUUAGUGUUUCCUCCCAGGUUAUGGGAAAAAAGUCUAUAAGUAAAAAGGAACAAAAGGAAAGAAACCUAACCCCCAACACUGUCCUUCGAAAUCUGUGUCACUGAAAGGGCAAAUGCACCACAAGCAGAUGAAUUCCUAUAGGGACCUCUGAGGCUGCUGAGGCCAGCACACUCUAGAAGCUCUUUUUCAGCUUAGCUGCCACAAGCACAAGAAUCUCUCUUUCUGCCAGUUCUCUAUGUUCUUGGAGACCUCACAUCAGAGGUGCCCGUGGCGAGGUUCAGCAUUCUCACAGCGCUUCCUCACCUCUUCUUGUUGUGCAUCUCUGCCGUGCUGGAGCUCACAUACAUAAAAGAAGGACCAGGCAUCCCCCAGGUCAGAAUCUAUCUUCAGGGUGCAGUGGAACCACUCUCUGGCCUUGAUUAUUUUACACUCGCUUCAGAAGAGCUCGGCCAUAGCCAGCAGAACAUGUGGGUCAUGUUCACACUUCUUGAGAGCAUCCACACUCUUGGUCUUUCGUUGCGGUUGCGCUUCAAGGAAAAUUGCUUCUGAUCACAGAAUUCCUGAACUGGGGCAUUUUUGCAGUGCCUUGGCCAUCUGAGUGCUAGCCACGUUCUUCAGCCCAGCUCAGUACUUCAAGCGCACAGACUCUGAUCAGAGAUCUGGAUUCUUUGGAUUUUUCAGGCGAGACUUUUCCAGGAUGGCUCUUGCUCUAGUCAGCUGCCCAACAUUCUCCUCCAGGCUGGACAGCAAAAGCCACAGGGGUAUGGAAUGGGGGCACUUCUUCAACCCUUGAUUAUAAGUCUCCCUUGUUUUCUCUAACAGCACUUUUUGUUCUUCAGUUUGUCUUUUCAUCAUCCACAGUUUAGGAAAGUCCUCAUAGAGCUUCAGGGCUUUCUCACAGAGCUCCUGGGCUGCAUCAAUGUUGCCAAGCAUCCAUUCCAACUUCACAGACUUCAUGAAGACCCUUGCUGUGGGGGCAGUGCUGCGAGCCUUUGCCAGCAGCCUCCUUGCUCUUUCGUACUCAUUGUUCUGACUCAAGCUUCACGGCAGCCAGCCAGAUCUCCUUGCUGUUGGGGUUGGCCUGGAAAGCCAGGGUUAAAAUGCUUCUGGCUGCUGGCACAUCUCCUGCCAGCCACUUGGAUUUGGCUACCAUGAGCCACAGCACCUCCGCUUUGGGACAGUGAGUAACAGCUCUUUGCAAAAGAGCCUCCAAGGAUUCUCUGGUUCCAUGGUUCUUUUCAAAGUAGGCUGCUUGCAGCCACACACUCUUCUUGCUCGGGAAGACCUGCAAGGCAUAGGCAUAAAUGGCUCAUGCACACUCCAGGGCAUUAUGAGCAACACAACUGUCUGCAUCUUCCAUCCAGGUGUGUUUCCGAUCUUCUUCCUCAAUCCCAAUCCCAAUCACAGAUUGCCUGGCAUGUGGCCACACUUCCAGCUGUAUCACAUUCCUUAGCAUCCUGUAUCCACUGCUCCCUGUUGAUUUCCAUGCUGUUAGCCCUAAGAGAUGUGAUGGCUCUGUCAAUGAUUUUCUCCACCAUGUGGGUAUUUCCAUUGGCUUCCUCCAGUCUGGCAGCAGUAAUCCAGACGUGACGAUCUGCCGGGAUAUUCUCCCAGGCUUUGUUAAGUACUUCACUAGCAUUCUUGUAUGUCUCCAGCCUUGCCAGCACCAGCCAGAGUUCCACACUGGUUGGACAGCACUCCACAGCCUGGCUCAGCAUGGUCCUGUCAUCCUCAGGUUCCUCCAGCUCUACAGCUGCUUUCCACAAACGCUCUGAGUUUGGAACAUGCUCAAGGGCUUUCCUAAGGACACAUUUAUUGGCAUGGAUGUCUGUCUUCAACUCUGCUGCUCUGAUAUAGAUCCACACAGACUGUAGCAGGUGCCACACAGCCUGGGCCACAACAGCCUUGGCUGUAUCUCCAGGCUGAAGCCAAGCAGCUUCCAAACAAACAUCUUCACUCUUGGGGCAUGUCUCUCUUCCUUUCAUGAUGAGAUUUUGAGCCACCUGGAGUUUGCCAGUGACCUCCUCCAGUCAGGCUGAGGCUAUCCAGGCUGGUGGAUGAUGAGGAUUGGUCUCUUGGACAGAUUUCAGGAGCAAACGGGCUUUUUUUGUAUCACGGAUAUCUCCUCCAUGUGUAGGAAUCAUGGAACUCAAGUCUGUCAAAUAUCCUUUUGGGUCCACUACAGUCUGGCCACUCACAGAGUCCAACACCUGGCUUAGCCUCAUAUCCAUCAAGGUGUUCCUGGCUUGGCCAAUCUUCCUCAUAUCCAAUUCACCUGUCCCAGGUGUCAUCAAGCCUGGUGUCAUCCCUCCUGGGUACGGAGUAUUCAAAGUCCCUGGAUACAGAGUAUUCAGUACACUAAAUCAUGUCUGGUAUGGGUGCACAGAAAUGUGAUUCUCCCCUGACUGCAAAUGCUUUGCAAAGAAGCUGUCGGGGACAGGAGGCAGCUUCUCAUAAUGAGUAUUUCUCUGCUGCUUGUUCCUGGCAUGCCCAACUUCAGGAAGACUCAGCCGCUCCUCCUCAGUAAUCUCCACUAACUUCCAUUUCAAGUCUGAGAACUGCUGUUGAAUUUUGGGUUGUUCGAAAGGUACUUUUCUAUUUCCUCUUUUACUCAUCGUUCCUUCCUUUCUUUCCUGCGUUCAUCCAUCCUCUUAUCCAAAGCUGCAUAAAUAGCAUUUGCCUCUUCAUCACUUUUUUCAUAGGGGCCACUUGAGAAGAGGCUCCCAGCACAGACAUUGGACUCAUGGUAGUUGGUGUCACUCAAAUCUCCAUCCUCAUGGUCUGCUGUCUGGUUCUUCUUCAUCUGGUGCCCCACAGUUCUCUUGCCCUGUGGGGCAUGCCCGUUGUCCGCAGGGUUGCUGGCGCUGCGGGCAGGGCCGAUGCCAGAGCGGGUGGUGAAACCCGUGGCUCCACGUCCCAGCCCUGGCACGUAGCCCAGGGGUGCAGGCAUGGCCAAGAACGGCUGCUUCUUUUUAUCCAUAAUGGUGGCGGCGAGGCGAGACUGGAGCGGCACCGGAGCAGAGCUGGGGGAGGCAGCUGGGAAAGCCGUGGUGGAAGCUAAUUCCCUUCCCCAAGCAACAGCUCCGACCACCCUCCUCUGAAGCCUAAAGAGAGAAGAAAGAGAGCUAGCAGCUACCCCAGCCCUGUCCUUCACCUGCCCAAUUCUUGUGGUAUCUCGUCCCCUCAGAGAGAAACUCCCAGAUUAAAAGUGCAACCAGAUGCCCCCCUCCCCUGAGCUUGGCUACUUGUUUUGUUUUUCUUAAGUACCCAGUUUUUUUGAAGUACCCUGUCAUUAAUGUUUCUGUAAGAGUCAGUCAAAAAAGGCCCUCAUCUGCCUCAUGACUGCCAGAAGCCGAGACCCCCACGGACUCUGGGCCAUUGGGCUGACCGAAGCGGGAUCUGAGCUUCUCCCUGCAGCUGCUGUUACUGGACCGAAAUGCCGUCCUCAGAGACCCGCGCAUGAACAAUGGGGGGCUGUUACGGUUUCUGGGCCGUGUUUGACUGGACUGAAACGCCCUUCUCAGAGACCGACCGUACCUGCUGUAAGGUUCGGGCUGCACCGCUCCCUCUAUUGUGAGAAAACACCUGCAGUGCCCACGAGACCUCCCCCCCUUCCUGGCAUCUUGCCCUUCACCUCGAAAAAGAACUAUAACAACCACCCCCAGAGAGCAGGCUUUCGAGAUCUCCCCAGCGGACACGACGAUGGUCUAUUGGCGUGCGCCACGAGGACUGCGAAGGUGGUCUUGGGCUCCAGCGUCAUGAGGACUCACGUCUGUAGUCGGUAGCUAUUACCCCCCCUUUCCUCUCUUCUCUCUCUCUCACUUUCUUUCCCCGUGUGUAUCAAUAAAGAUACAAUUGAUUUUACUUGAA